AAAUCGAAAAUUUGAGCGCAGGCGUGAGAGAGAGAGAGAUCGGGGAUGUCGUACCUCUUGCCGCACCUUCACUCCGGAUGGGCCGUGGAUCAAGCCAUCCUCGCCGAGGAGGAGCGCCUCGUCGUCAUCCGCUUCGGCCAUGACUGGGACGAGACCUGCAUGCAGAUGGAUGAAGUGCUGGCUUCUGUUGCCGAGACCAUAAAAAACUUUGCAGUGUUAUACCUAGUGGACAUCACCGAGGUGCCUGAUUUUAACACCAUGUAUGAACUGUAUGACCCCUCAACGGUGAUGUUCUUCUUCCGCAACAAGCAUAUCAUGAUCGAUCUUGGUACUGGCAACAACAACAAGAUCAAUUGGGCCUUGAAGGACAAACAAGAAUUCAUCGACAUUAUUGAGACUGUAUAUAGAGGCGCAAGGAAAGGGCGCGGUUUGGUCAUCGCCCCCAAAGAUUACUCCACCAAGUAUCGUUACUGACAUUGCUGGCAUUACGCCCUUGAUCAAACUGAUAGAUAUGUUGCAAUGUUUUCCUAUUAAAUAUGUGCUUUUUUUUCUUGUAGUAAAUCUUAUGAAAUUCUGUGGGUGCAAUGUUCUCCUGUUAAACAUGUGUUUUUGUUGCAGUAGCUCAUGAAAUUUUAUGUGGCUUAUUUAGAAUAAUGCAAAGAUAAUGACAAUAUGUUAUUCUGAUA
This is a messenger RNA of Dioscorea cayenensis subsp. rotundata (Guinea yam), 686 nucleotides long. RefSeq names its product thioredoxin-like protein YLS8. Gene Ontology annotation, biological process: mRNA splicing, via spliceosome. The coding region runs from base 46 to 474 and encodes 142 amino acids. NCBI's taxonomy places the organism in Eukaryota, Viridiplantae, Streptophyta, Magnoliopsida, Dioscoreales, Dioscoreaceae. The transcript is spliced from 2 exons. Gene Ontology annotation, cellular component: U4/U6 x U5 tri-snRNP complex; spliceosomal complex; U5 snRNP. The record is from RefSeq and is a predicted model, not a curated record.